Messenger RNA from Cercopithifilaria johnstoni, 3267 nucleotides. The record is from the annotation of a GenBank genome assembly. NCBI's taxonomy places the organism in Eukaryota, Metazoa, Nematoda, Chromadorea, Rhabditida, Onchocercidae.
AUGUUCCUAACGUCAUGCUUUUGCUUCUUUUUCAUACUACUUCCUGCUGAUUUCGCAGUUGGUAGUUCAAAAGACCAACUUCGACAUCUCGCUACCAACAAAGAUUUUAUUAGUAGGCUUGCAGAAGGUGAAUUUGAAGUGGUCCAUCCAUUCCAAAUCCGAGAUAAAAACGACCGUAUCGGCAUUGAUACUAAGAAUCACUAUUUAAAUGGGAGUGUUCAUUACAAGCAGGUUACAAUUGUUAUUCGUAGUACUGUUGUGAGUCGUUUAAAACUUCUGUUGGGUCUUAAUGAGUUAUUAUUCGUUAAUGGAACCGAUUUUCGGAAAUAUGAUAAUGAUAAAAAUAUCCCAAUCAGUAGGCGAGUUGAAAAUUGCUACUAUCAGGGCACUAUAAACGGUGAAGAAGCAUCAUUUGUGGCAUUGUCAACGUGUAAUGGUUUGCGCGGUAUAAUUGCUUUCGAUAACGGUUCAGCCUAUGGCAUAUGGCCGUUAGAUGGUGGUGAUCGAGGCCGCCGUCAUCCGCAUGUCUUGUAUCGUGCAAAGUGGUCUCAAUCUGCUUCAUGUGGUAAUCAAAUUGGAGAGAUUGUGAAGCAGUUUCAAAAGUUUCCGAAACGUGACGUCACGAAACAAACAAAGUUCGUCGAAUUAGCUGUGAUUAACGAUUACUCUUUUAUGAAAAAACACGAUUUUCACGAAGAAGAAGCCAUUGGAUUCAUUUUAGAAGCUAUCAAUAUUGCUGACUAUAUGUUUUCACGUGAUUUAAAUAUUCGAUUGAGUGUUGUUUAUUUGGAAGAGUGGAUGGAUAAAUCACGGAUUGAUUAUCAUGAAGAUAUCGAGAGGACGUUAAGCAAUGCUGUGGAAUAUGUUACUAGUCAAAUUUAUCACAUUGUCAAAGAUUCUUCCCUGAUAUUUACAUCAUCAAAGUUUGUCAAAGACGAAGUGAUGAGCAGCACUUCUGGAAGCAUUUGUUCACCGCGUGCAACUGGUUUGGUUACGGCUGUGGAUAUGUACACAGCACAUGAUACGGGUCAGUUAAUUGCUCAUAAUCUGGCUCACAUCAUGGGGAUGGAUCAUGAUUCUUCAGAUUGCACAUGCGAUUUAAUCAACAAUUGCAUUAUGCAUAAACAAGCAGGGAAUAUUGGGUCACCAUUCUUAUGGCAAUUCUCAAAAUGCAGUAUAGCGAGAAUGCAUAGCGUGUUACAAUCCGGACAUUUGCAGUGCUUGCUAAAUAAACCAUUGCAAGCAUCAACACUGCAACAAUGUGGUAACGGUAUUAUUGAUGGUGAAGAGGAAUGUGACUGUGGACUGCGGGAGCAGUGCCUCGACCCAUGUUGUGAUCCAUUAACAUGUACUCUUCGAAUUCAUGCUCACUGUGCGUCUCAUCAAGCAUGUUGCCAUCGUUGCCAAUUACGACCGACAGGACAUGUAUGUAGACCGGCGAGAUCUGUAUGCGAUGUUGCGGAAGUGUGCACCGGAGAUGAUGGUGAUUGUCCGGAUGAUGGGUUCCUAAUUGAUGGCACCAUAUGUGGCAUUAGCGGACAAUGUUGGAAGGGAAACUGUUCAGAUAUUGAACAGCAAUGUCGCGAUCUUUGGGGUUCCGAUGCAUCAACGGCGGACGAACACUGUUAUGAACGUAAUGGGCUUGGUUUGGAAUAUGGGAACUGUGGCACAGAUCGAGAUGGGUUGUAUAGGAAAUGUGCAGUGGAAAAUGUACACUGUGGAACAUUGCACUGUCGAGGAGGUUUUCAAACCCCUCUGGACAUAAAGCUGAAUUCAUUUAAUCUCCAGUUCCUACAUGAAACCAAACAAAUACAGUGCAAAAUGGUUACGAAUCUCGAUGUUGGUGUGGUUAUGGACGGAAGCAGUUGUGGUUCCGGAAAAGUUUGUGUUCAAGGGAUUUGUUCACCUCUUGUUCAGAUUUCACCACCUGUGCACUGCCCAAGCAAUAAUCUUGCUUACCAGUGUUCGGGACAUGGGGACUGUACGACUACACGACGAUGUUUGUGUUAUAAUGGUUGGGUAGGUACAGCAUGUGACACCAAAACAAAUGUUACUCAUUCUACAACUGUUGUACCAUCGGAUGUUUCUCAUUUCAGUGAUAUUUUUAUUCCAUCAUUUGCAGGUGGCCAUAAGUUGAACACCACAACUCUACUUAUUAUUCUUCUUAUUGUUGGCAUAUUGCUUCUGCUGCUUUUAAUUUGCCUCUUAUUUUGCUAUCGACGACAGAGUGAAAUUGAGUUUUCUUCACCGGCAGACGAGAAGUUAAACGAAAGUCUUCCGGAAAACACGCAAAGAGCGAUAAAAUUUGGUAGUAUGCCAAGUUAUCGUGAGGAAAAAAGAAAAAGAAAAAAGGACAAACAUGUUUAUGAUGCAUUGCAAAGGAUCAACGAGGCAAGUGAUGAACGCGAUAGUGCAUCUGUGAAGUCUCGUGAAUCUGGAAGUACAGGUCAUGAAAAUAACGGCGCUUUGCCAGUGAACAGAAACUGUAUGGAAUAUGAUCCAAGAGAAGAUAUCGUUACAACAAUGCUGAACGGUACAGCAACAACCAUAUUGAAAAGAGAAGCACCUGUUAACCACAGCUAUUAUUGCGAUGGUGUACUGUAUCAUGAUACAUGUUCGGAAAUGAUGGGUUCAUCGCCAACAAUACGGUGUUCAUCUGUGGCGCUUCCAGCUCGUUGUGAACGAAACCGAAGCGGCUAUGCAACUGAUUCUGAAAUUGCAAUGGGACGCUAUGGAGCACGUUAUGUUGAAGCCGUAUCAGGUGCAAGUGUUGAAUUGAGUCCAAGCUCGUCGCAGACUUCAGUGAACAACAGAAUGACUCCAACUCCAUUGAAACUUAACAAUAUUGGAAUGUUGCUGAGACAAUUGCAACAUAAUGAUGAAGUUUCCAGCGACGCAGAGCUGAGUGCGGUAGAGGCAGAUCAUGUGGAACAUGGAGAUUUAGGUUCUAAUACAGAGUCAAGCAGAGGCUAUGAAAUUCAAGAAGCAAACACAUCACUGCCGAACGGUUUAGACCCGAACUUUUCGCGAUCGCUUCAACCCAAAGACCGGAAGAGUGGUGAUGAAAGACUGAAUAGUACUCGCAAUUGUAGCAGUACUUCAGCUUGCUUCUCAAAUGAAACAAUGUUGAGUGGGCAUAGUUCUCUGUUUCAACAAUGUCAGUCUCUUUCUGAAAUGGAAAUGAGUGAAAGAAGCGCUAGACAUGCACAUCCACACGGUCAAAGCCAACAUUCAUUGUUCAAUGACUCUUUCAGGCUGGAAGUAUGA